AUGUCUAUAGAAUAAGCUACUAAUUAAAUAAGGACUCUAACAAGAGCUAUGUUGUAGAAAGCUGAAACUGGUGAACUUGACACAGAAAUAAGAGUAUUAAGAUAUGAAUGCCCAUUCCUGUACUCAGUUGUACUAGACACUCUAAUUAUAAUAGCAAAUCAAUUUGAUUUUUUAACGCUCGUACUACAUUUAGAGUCACUUGGAAUAAAAGAUAAUAAUGAUGUUUAUUACGAUAAAGUUGUUGAAAAGCAAGUUUACUAUGCACUGAGUCAUUUAUACUAAGAAGCUAAACAAAACCUAUCUCAAGAUCAAGGCUUCAUUACUAAAGUGAGAAAUGCGAUAUCGCUACUAUAAAUAAUGUCUCAAAAAUCUCUCUAUCGAAAUAAGCUUAAAUGGCUAGUUGAAGUUUUAUUAGGUAAACUCUUUCAUUUAGUGGAUAAUAUCAACAAGGCAAGGGAAUAAAUGGAUAAAGUUGACAAAAUACUAAAAAUCCAUUAUUAAAAGAGACUAGAUGACCUGUAAACUGAAAUAGUUAAAAAAUAAACUAUAUCUUUUGAGAAAUUAAAUAGUAUUCCUAGAUUAAACGUUUCAAAAAUAUUCUAUGAAAGCUAUAACUAAGGAUUAGUUUUUUCCUACUAAAAACAGAUGAUCUAUACAGGCAAUCAAAAUUGCCAUAAAUAAAUUUACUGCGGCUUAAAAUACUGGUUAACUAUCAUAAAGAAUUCCAAGUAAUCCUAUAUCUUAUUGUUACAUUAAUAUUAGAAAGGUAUUGAGAUAGCUGACUAUCUACUUUAUACUCUAUAUGAAACCUAUGGGCAAAUGGAUAAAUCUGUGAGAGAUUUCCUAAGGUUAGAAGAUCCAAUGAGAAGGGCUUACUUUUAUUAUAUCGCUGGUCUGACUUAUUCAAUAUACUCAGAUUCAAACGAAUGCUAACUCUAUGCUAAAAGAAAGCUAAUGAAAUAAAAAUCUCUUGAGCUUCUAAAAACUUCAUUAUAGUUUGACAGCAAAAAUCCAUAUUGCCUCUAGCAAGCUGCAGUUUUAUCAGCCGAAUUGAAUAAGGUAGAGUAAUCAAUUGAAUACCUAGACUUGAAGUAUUCUAAUACAGUUGCUAAAGUAAUUCAAAUAUAUUUGAACAACUUAUUCAGGGCAAAGAUUGAGCAAAUUCAUCACGAAUCUAGAAAAGCAAAUGAAGCGAAAUUUAAUGUUAAGGAUCCAAGUUAAAUGCUAGUUGAGACUUACAUGAAUAAAGAGUCACUUGAAUUAAAUAAUGUCAAUAAGAACUUUGAAAGUAUUAACUCAAAAUUCUCAAACAUGAUAUUUGAAAAAUCUGCAUUAAAUCAAAAUGGGGAUGAUGGCAAGCAAAUGAAAUGCUUUUCAACAUUGAUGAAAUUACUUCAUUAAUUGCAAGUGAAAGGGGAUGAAUCUAAGUUGAUUUUGAAUGACUCACAAAUUUCAUGCGAUAAUUUUAUCGAUUACUAAUCUAUAAGACUUUUAGAUGCUGUCCUGAAUAUGUAUGAAGGUGAGAGUGCUGAAAAAUUGAAAGCAAAGAUGACUAUCAAAGACAUUAUUAGGAGCAGUAACGAGACAGACAUUGAGGCUAUUCUUGUAUACUCAGAAAUUCUCAUUGAACUAGAAAAAUAUGACAAAGCAUUUUUCUACUUAAACCAUAGUCUUAAGUAUGAGUACAGAAAUCCGAAUAUUUGGAGACUAUUGGGUGAAGUCUAUCAAUAAAAGGCAAGACUUUGCGAUUCUUAGUCAAAUGGCAAGCAAUUGACAGAUGAGAAGACAUUUAACUUGGAAAAAGCAGGGUUCUCAGGAGAUUUCGUAGAGAACAUGGAGAUCUUUGCUCCAUACCAUUGCCUCAUAGUUCUAGGAUUUGAAGUUCAUGCAGUUUGUCCAGGAAAAUCAAAGGGCGAGAAAGUAGCUACAGCAGUACAUGACUUCGUCGGAUUCUAAACCUACACAGAGAAGCAAGGCCAUAAUUUUGAAUUAAAUGCUACCUUUGAUGAAAUUUAUCCAAGUGAUUAUGCUGGUCUCUGGAUCCCAGGCGGAAGAGCUCCAGAAUACCUUAGAAUGAAUGAGAAAGUUUUAGAUCUUAUCAGACAUUUCUAAGAAGCAAAUAAACCAAUCGCUGCAAUCUGCCAUGGUGCUUAACUUUUGGUUGCUCUUGGUGGUCUCUAAGGUAGAUAAAUCACUUGCUAUCCAGCUUGUGCAGUGGAACUUAAAUUGGCUGGAGCUCAAUAUGUCGAUGCUAAGGUUGAGGAUGCCGUAGUUGAUGGAAACAUUGUUUCAGGAGUCGCAUGGCCUUCAAACCCAGCAGUCUUAUCCCAAUUUGUCAAGCUUCUUGGUGUGACCAUCACUCAUAAUUGA
Molecule: messenger RNA, 2370 nt
Organism: Stylonychia lemnae
Lineage: Eukaryota; Ciliophora; Spirotrichea; Sporadotrichida; Oxytrichidae
Source: the annotation of a GenBank genome assembly